This is a messenger RNA of Lutzomyia longipalpis, 7591 nucleotides long. RefSeq names its product fatty acid synthase-like. Lineage: Eukaryota; Metazoa; Arthropoda; Insecta; Diptera; Psychodidae. The coding region runs from base 420 to 7481 and encodes 2353 amino acids. Gene Ontology annotation, molecular function: fatty acid synthase activity; oxidoreductase activity. The record is from RefSeq and is a predicted model, not a curated record. Gene Ontology annotation, biological process: fatty acid biosynthetic process. The transcript has 9 exons.
ACUGGCAUACGUAGUCAAAACAACAUUUUCAAUGGAAAAAUUAUUGAAAAAAAAAUUAUAUUAGGUGCCUAUUGGAAUUCAAUGAAAAUGGGGUUCAAUUGCGUGGCUUUAUUGAAUAAUUAGAUGGGAAGAAAAUUAAUGAAAUGCAAUAAGUUCUUUUUUUGUAAAUAUGCUACGCUCCGCUCAGGAACUUUUUGCAGAAUUAUUUGAAUAUAUGCAAAAUUUGUGCAAAGAAAUGGAUUAUAUAAAGGGAACGUCUUGCAAAAAUCAACCUCAGUUGUUCACUUUCUUUCGGAUUUGUAAGACACAAAGGGGUGUAAAAGUGUUAAAUAUAUAGGGAGUGGUUGAGUGAUUUUUAGUGGACUAAGAAACUUUUUUUUUAUGGGAGUGUAAGAGAUUGGGGAUAAAACGUAGAAAAAAUGGUUCUCAGUAAGGAAUCUUCCGAUCUCAACGCGAGGUGUUGUGCUCUGGAUCCAGGGGAUGAAAUUGUGAUAUCAGGAAUAGCUGGACAAUUCCCAAAUUCAGAUAGUAUGAAUGAAUUUGCAAAGAAUUUGUACGAAAAGGCGGAACUUCUCGAGGAUAUAGAGUCCCUGUGGAAGGAGCUCUUCCCCGAAAUGCCCGAAAAGUUUGGACAGACGAGCAAUGUCCGAAAAUUCGAUGCAACCUUCUUUGGGGUUCACUACAAACAAGCCCAUUUAAUGGAUCCAUCCCUGAGAUUCAUUCUCGAAUGUGCCUACGAGACAAUCCUAGAUGCUGGUAUUCAUCCAUCAAUGUUCCGUGGUAGCCGAACGGGAGUUUUCAUUGGAUCAACCUUCUUGGAUAUGGAUAAAAUAUUUUACAUUGAUAAAAUCGUCGGUGGAGGUUUUGCCAUUACGGGAUGCAAUCGCGCCAUGUUGGCCAAUAGAAUUUCCUAUUCGUUUGGCCUCCAAGGACCAUCAAUGCACCUCGAUACUCUCUCAAGUGCUACCCUAACUACCCUAGAUGUGGCAUAUUCAGCAAUAAGGAAUGGACAAUGCGAUGCUGCCAUUGUGGGUGGUUCGAAUGUCAUCCUGCAUCCCUACAUUACAGCCCAGUACGCCCAAAUGGGUACUCUCUCACCGGAUGGCAUCACGAGAACUUUUGACAAGGACGUCAAUGGCUCCACACAUAGUGAAGUCACAUGCUGUAUCCUCUUGCAGAAGGCGAAGGAUGCAAAGAGGAUCUACGCAAAGGUAGUACAUUCAAAAGUCUCCCAUUCUGGGUAUGUUGAGGGUGACAUUACACAACCCAGCAAGGAGCAGCAGGUGAAACUUUUGCAGCAAUUCUAUCGGGAAAUUAAUCUAAGUCCCACUGAGGUGGACUACGUGGAAACACACUGUGAGGGAACCCUCAAGUAUGAUACAGUGGAAAUUGAUGCACUCGAUGAGGUGAUGACACCUGGUAGAAAGACACCCCUUAAGAUUGGAUGUGUCAAGUCGAACAUUGGCAAUUCACAACCAUGUGGUGGAAUUUCGGGCAUUGCAAAGAUUAUCAUUGCAAUGGAGAAUAAUUCUAUACCGCCAAAUAUGAAUUUAACCACACCCCAUCCGGCAUUUAAGGCCAUCACCGAAGGGCGUAUGCAGGUGGUUACAGAACCUGAGACAAUUAGCGGGAAGAAUCUCAUGGCGGUGCAAGCAAUGAGCUUCACAGGAGGGAAUUCUCAUGUUCUCCUUGAGAGUGUGGCAAAGGAUAAAGUGAACAAAGGUAUACCGGAUGAUGAUCUUCCGCGUGUCAUCACGUGGUCUGGAAGAACAGAAGAUGGGGUCAAUGAGAUUUUUGACUAUAUGUGCUCUCAACCACUUGAUGCGGAAUUUGUGGCACUUGUGCAUGAAACACAAGUGGAGACAGCCUCGAAUAACAUCUUCCGUGGCUAUGGGGUGUUUCAGAAGGGUGCCGAUGGUGGAAAUGCUGUAUCUCUCAGCCGUGAAGCUCAACAUUUUCCAGGCAUUAAAAGACCAGUUGUGUGGGUUUUCAGCGGCAUGGGAAGUCAGUGGACACAGAUGGGGAGCUCCAUGAUGAGUAUUCCCAUCUUCAGGAAGUCCAUUGAGUUUUGUCAUGAGGUUUUGCGUCCUAAAAAUUUGGAUCUCAUUCAUUUGCUCACAUCAGACGAUCCAACAAUCUACGAUAAUAUUCUGCAUUCAUUUGUUGGAAUUGCCGCCAUUCAAAUUGCCAUUGUUGACGUCCUCAGGGCUCUUGAUAUGCAACCGGAUGUUAUUAUUGGCCAUUCCGUGGGAGAACUAGGCUGUGCCUAUGCGGAUGGAUGUUUCACAGCUGAAGAAAUGAUCUUGGCAGCCUAUUCACGUGGCAAAGUGAGUGUGGAAACAGAAAAAAUCUUUGGUUCAAUGGCAGCCGUUGGGUUGAGCUAUAAGAAAGUCCGCAAUCUCCUGCCAGCGGAUAUUGAAGUAGCCUGCCGCAAUAGCUCAAUCUCUUCCACUAUUUCCGGUCCGGCAAAAUCCGUUGAGACCUUCGUUGAGGAGCUCAAGAAGCAGGGGAUAUUUGCAAAGGAAGUUCCCUGCUCAAAUAUUGCCUACCAUUCGCGCUAUAUUGCCGAUAUGGGACCAAAAUUGCUAGAAUUGCUCACAGAGGUGAUCAAGGAGCCGAAGAAGAGGUCGUCAAAGUGGUUGAGUACGAGUGUGCCACAAUCGCAGUGGGAAAUUGAGGCGAAUCAGUACAGUUCAGCUCGCUACCAUACAAAUAAUCUCCUCAAUCCAGUACUAUUUGAGGAUACAUUCGCCAUGAUUCCCAAUAAUGCGGUUACAAUUGAAAUUGCUCCCCAUGGGCUUCUUCAGGCCAUCAUUAAGAAGUCUAAAACUCAAGCAAUUCAUAUUCCACUAACACAGCGUGGGAAUCGCGAUAAUGCUCUGUUCUUCCUCUCAGCACUUGGAAAAAUUUUCAUGAAUGGAAUUGAUUUCCGCAUGCAGAAUCUCUAUCCUCCUGUUGAAUUCCCCGUGUCACGUGGUACCCCAAUGAUUGCACCACAUAUUCAUUGGGAUCACACAACAGAUUGGUAUGUUCCACCAUUUAGCUAUGAGUAUGGUUUCAAAUCAGGACGACGCUUUGUGAAAGUUAAUCCGGAACUUCCUGAAUUUUCCUUUAUUUCUCAUCACGUUAUUGAUGGGAAACUCUUAUUCCCUUCAAUGGGAUUCAUUUUCUCCAUUUGGGAAACAUUCUCCCUCAUCAACGAGGGUUUCUUCUACGACACUGAUGUUGAAUUCUCCGAUUUAAGAUUCCAUGAAGACUUAAACUUGAGCACUGAAUCAGAGAGGAAUCUUCUUAUUCUCAUACAGCAGGGAACGGGAUAUUUUCAGGUUUGCGAUGCCAAUACACCUUUAGUUUCCGGGUAUAUAAAGAGUCUCGAACCAGAGACAACUCUCAUAGAUUUCCCGGAAGAAUCCAACUUGGACUUCCCUAUUCUGCAAAAAAAAGAAUUCUAUAGGGAGCUCUACCUUCGUGGGUAUCAAUACCGAGAAACAUUUCAACUUGUUUCCGAGGGUAGAAGUGACGGAAGUGAGGGGAAGGUGAUGUUCCGGAAUAACUGGACAGCUGCAUUUGAGAGUCUUUUGCAAAUUUUCACCAUUGGCCAAGACACCAGGGAUUUGCUUGUACCGAAGUUCAUUAAGAGUAUCCGAAUUAGGCCUCAAGACUUCCUCAAAGCUGUCAAUGAGAAUGCGGGGAAGAUCAAUGUGAAAGUUUCCAAGGCACUGAAGGUGAUUACGGGGGAUGGGAUUGAGGUGGCCGAUGUGAGAAUGAAGAUGCUGCGAAAGAGCCAACAUGAAGGGGUGGCUGUGUCGGAAUACACCAAAUUCAUCCCACAUCUUCCAACACCGGAAAUGUCCACUCUCAAUGCUGCCCGUGUGUGUGUUCAGAGCUUCCUCGAUAGUUCCAUUCGGGGGAAAUUGAAAAUUGUCGAAGUUGACGCAUGCGAGGGAUCCAAUGAGAUUCUCUCGCAUUUUGCUGCAGCUGUAAAUGAUUUACCCAAUGUUUCGGGGCUGCUUGUCUUCCUCUCUGCACGCCCACUCACAAUUCGUGGGGUUCACGUGGAAGCUGGGAAGUUGUCCUCAAUGCAGAAAUGCAGCAUUAUCAUUGGGAAACGUUGCUUCCACGCUGGGGGUUUUCUCGAGGAUGCCCUGAGGUGCCUAGUUGAUGGGGGUUAUCUCAUUUCGCGUGAGGAAAAGUGCUUCGAUGUGAAAACAAUUAUUCCCCCAUCGGAGCUCAGUAUGAUCCUCUAUUUUCCAACUGAAUGCGAAACUCUCGUUGUCUGGAGGAAAUCUUCCCGGAAGAUUCUCCCCAAUACAACAGUGCUGGAAGUUACGGGGAAUUUGGAUGAAGAUUGGUUACACAAGGUGCAUGAUUCGGCAAAACAUGGCCAGGUGACAUUGGUAUCACCGCGUGAUUCCAAUUUUGGCAUCACAGGACUCGUGAAUAUGCUGCGCAAGAAAAUUCCUCAUCAGACAAUUAGUUGCUUCUCAAUUGAGGAUCGAAAGUUUGGGGAUUCAACGUACAGGAAACAGGUGAAACUAUCACUGGCAACGAAUGUCUACAGCGAUGGAAGAUGGGGAAGUUUCCGGCAGUUGAAACUCAUUGAGAAAGUAAACCAGGAAGCAACGUCCAAGGCGAGUUUUGUUGAAUUCAUUGCUCCAAAUGCAGAACUAAAGUGGACUAUGGGAAAUGUUGGGGACACGUGUCCGGGAAAGAGGAUGAUUAAGGUGAUGUACUGUGGCCUUAAUGUGCGCGACAGGGAGAUUCUCAAGGGAGAGUACCCAGUGGAAGAGAUGAAAUUACCCCGACAUGAGACUGGAAUGGUUUUGGGAUCGGAAUUUGUUGGGAUUGAUGAGAAUGGAAAACGUUGGAUGGGUGUGGUACAUCAUGGUGCAAUGGCAACACAAAUUCAUGCCGAUGAACACUUCACAUUCCCCAUCCCACAGCAAUGGACACUCGAGGAAGCAGCCACCGUCCCAAUGGCCUAUCUCACCGUCUACACGGCAUUCUUCUCGAGGAUCAAUAUAAAGGUGAAAAAAUCCAUCCUCAUUCAUGCAGCCACCGAUGAAGUGGGAAUUGCAGCAAUAACCGUAGCUCAAGCCUACGGGUUGGAAGUUUUUGCAACUGUGGAUUCGCAGCCAAAGAAGGAAUUCCUCCAAAAUAUUUUCCCCAAUUUCCCCGAAGAUCACAUUGGAUGGUGCUCAGAUAUUAGCUUUGAAAGCAUGAUAAAGCAUAAAACAAAUAACUCUGGUGUACAUUGUGUCCUUAAUACACUCACAGGGGAUAAAUUCACAGCAUCCUUGAGAUGUCUAGGACUUACGGGGAAAUUCCUUCAAAUUGGAAAAUUGGAUAUGGUUGAGGACAAGGGACUCGGUAUGGGUUUCUUCCUUGGGGAAAUUGAUUUUCAAGCUGUGGAAAUUGAUGGAAUCUUCAGGGAUGACUACGAAGAUCGAGAGGACAUCAUUAAACUAAUGCAGCAGGAUAUUGAAAGGGGUAUCGUUCAACCAAUUUCAUCGACAAUUUUCAAAGCAAACAACGUAAAUGAGGCAUUUGAUUUUUACAUGGGCAACAGUCGCAUGGGGAAGGUCCUUUUGAAGGUCAGGGAGAGAGAAACAUCCAAAGUUAGCCUCCCAAUUACCAUCUCGCCACGCUUCAGUGCCAACGAAGGGAGUUCCUACAUUAUCUUCUGUGGACUCGAUGGGUUUGGAUUUGAAUUUGCCGAUUGGUUGGUCAUUCGGGGCGCUAUGAAGUUGGUCCUAACAUCCCAUGGAGGGAAUCUAACAAACUAUCAACUCUACCGCAUGAGACUGUGGCAAAGCUAUGGCGUACAAAUUCUCUACAAAUUAGAAAAUCAAGGCACAAGAAGUGAAUGCUUGGAAUUGAUUGAAUUAGCUGGAAAAUUGGGUCCCGUGGCUGGGAUCUUCAAUGCAUCCCUGUGCAGGGAGUACGACAGAGAUGACUACUUUGACGGCACAGAGGCGGAAAUAAGUGUUCAUCCAGUGAAGAAUUUUGAUGAAUUAUCUCGGAAAUUCUGUCAAAAUCUCCUCUAUUUUGUCAUCUUUGUGCGUAGAUCGCAAGAUGGGGCGGAGAUUGAGCUGUGUCGGGCAGAGAUGACAAUAUCGGCCAUUGAGAAAAUCACCGAGGAGCGUUGUGAGCACGGACUACCGGGGAAAGUAAUUCAUUGGGGUUCGCUUGAGGGAAAAAAUCCCCCAGCAGGUGUUCUCAAGCAGAAAACCUUCUCAUGUCUUGCGGAAAUUGAUAAGCUUCUCUUCUCACGCGAAACCAUCCUCAAGCACACAAUACUGGACAAGAUGAGUCCGAGAGAAUUGAAUAUUCUCGACACGGUGAAACGUGGAAUGGAUAUUACGGAAAUUAAAUGCCUCGACGUUCCCGUGCGGAGUCUAGCGUACAAUUAUGAUAUGAUUCUCAAUCUUAAACGUCAAAUCCUCAAAGAUUUCGAUUUGUCCUUCACAACGCUCAAUUUCCAGACACUCACAUGCCGGCAACUUCUUGCAAUUGAACGCGAGAGAGCGCGCGAAAAUGAGGGACACCUCAUCCUGGCCAAUGAUACAAAACCCCGAGGGUUGGAGAUGCUCCUUCAACAUCUUAUGGACGUAAAUUCAACGACUGAGCGGAGAAUUACGCGAAUUCCCAGUAGGGACAGGAGUACAGAGUACAAAUCAUGCGUUGUCUUCAUUCCGGGACUUGUGGAGAUACUUGAAACUGAUUUAGCCUAUCUCAGUCUCAACAUUGCUCUUCCGGUGUUCUCCCUGCACAUUACCGAAGACAUUGGGUUGUUGAGCAUUCCUGAACUCGCCAAGGCAAUCUAUCCGGACAUCAAAAGAGAUGCCUUGAAGACAUCAGAAGCCUUCUACCUCGUCAGCUACUCCUUCGGAGUGUACUUGACCCUUGAGUUGGCUACUCUGCUGGAAGCCGAUGGGAUUCCUGGGCAAAUUCUCCUAAUUGAUGGUGCUCCGGACUUCUUCCGGCAACUCCUCACUGAUCAACUUGAAGAUGAGUACACCGAUGAAGAUGUUGAGGUUCUCAUUGUGCGGAAUGUUCUCCGAAUUGUCUUUCCGGAUGAGAAUCCACGGGAAUUGUGGCCCAAGUGUGAUGUACUGAGUUGGCGGGAACGCGUUGAGAAGCUCGUGGAUGUGUGUAGGAAUCAGUAUGUGUACACAGAUGUGUACAUCCGGUACAUUGCGGACUUCCUGCACCAAGGAAUACGCCACAUUCUCAAUGGAACAGGUAAAAUUGCACCAAUUUCCACGCCUAUCACCCUCGUACGUCCCACAGAUGUCUCCGUAGUGGACAUUGAACGAGACUACGGGAUGGCUAAGCUGACAAAGGGGAAGUUCCAACUAAGAUUCAUUGAUGGGGAUCAUGCAACAAUGCUGCGGAAUAGGAGUCUCAUGAAGAUUAUCAAUGAAUUCGAUCCACGCCUAAAGGCAAAUCGAGACUUUGAGGACUACAUGGAUAUCUAAAUGGGGAGGGGGUAAGAAAUUUACGGGGAGGGUGGAUUUUUUUUUCUUUAACAAAUUCUCUUUUUUUAGGGGCAGGGUUUUCUUUCUUGAAUAAAAUCGCGCAUCUUGUA